AUGGCAGACCCAAAGGAAGACGAGAAAGAGACGAAAGAAGAUGAAAUAGCCAAAGCCGCGGCUGAUGAAGAGGAAGACGACGAUGAGGACGAUGCAGCCAAUGGUGAUGCUGCCGCCGGUGGGCAAACCAAGAAGAAGAAAAAGAAGAAAAAGAAAAAGAAGAAAAAGGGAGGCGGCGGUGCCAACUUGGUAGUGGGAACCCCUUCCAAAAAACCACCUGCUAGAGGACUGAAAGAGACAGCCUAUACGGACUACUAUGUCAAGUACGGACAAACAGAGCCUCCCACCAUUCCCGUUGCCGACCUUUUUGUCGGGAAAGAGUUUCCAAAGGGAGAAAUACUCCCUCACCCGUUGCCCAGCCAGGCUUUCCGAGAAACAUCCGAAGAAGUGCGAUCCCGGGAACGCCUCCACGAAGACCUCUACAGCAAAGUGAGACAAGCUGCGGAAGUUCAUCGUCAAGUAAGGGCAUAUGCCCAAUCCUUUAUUAAGCCAGGAAUCAAGCUGGCGGAUAUGUGUCGCGACUUGGAAAACAAAAACAGAGAAUUGAACCAGGAACAUGGUUUGGAACGGGGCAUUGGAUUCCCCACGGGAUGUUCCUUGAAUCACGUGGCGGCACACUACACUCCCAAUCCAGGAGACGACACUGUACUGCAACACGAUGACGUAAUGAAGGUCGAUUUUGGAGUGCAAAUUGAUGGACGCAUCAUUGACAGUGCCUGGACGGUGGCAUUCAACCCCGUAUACGACCCACUUCUACAAUCGGU
Molecule: messenger RNA, 764 nt
Organism: Seminavis robusta
Lineage: Eukaryota; Bacillariophyta; Bacillariophyceae; Naviculales; Naviculaceae
Source: the annotation of a GenBank genome assembly